This is a messenger RNA of Penicillium angulare, 3258 nucleotides long. RefSeq names its product putative ubiquitin C-terminal hydrolase. Gene Ontology annotation, cellular component: cytoplasm. Bases 1 to 3258 code for a protein of 1085 amino acids. The transcript has 3 exons. Gene Ontology annotation, molecular function: cysteine-type deubiquitinase activity. Gene Ontology annotation, biological process: protein deubiquitination. The record is from RefSeq and is a predicted model, not a curated record. Lineage: Eukaryota; Fungi; Ascomycota; Eurotiomycetes; Eurotiales; Aspergillaceae.
AUGUCCCCCGAUGCAGCGGCGUUACCGUCUCUACCGGACAUACCACCGUGGAAGGAUAGGCGUCCUUACUCGGUGGGGGGCAACAUGCAUUCCACCAGCGAAGUCACCAGACUAGGCCCUCAUCAGAAUGGCAACACCGCGCCACAGCCUCGAUACCCUAAUAUCAAGGACCUGCAGGAUCAGGCAGCCCUGUUAAAUGUAAACGAGAAUGCAUCGCUCGAUAUCCUGCUAAGAACAGCAUCCGACGCUAUCGGCCAAGCUAAAACUCUCGCAAACGACGAAAGGUCUGAUGAGGCCUACGUGCAAUAUCUCCGUGCCUCGGAGAUCACCAUCAACGUCAUCCCCCACCAUCCCGACUAUAGAACGACUAUAACCCAACGCCCUGGGUGGUACAAAGAGUUCGCCGAUUUGAUGAUGGCGGUGCGGACCAAGCAAGGAACAAUGGAUAUGAUCAAACAAAAUAUCAUCGAAGAUAACCUCAAAAGCCAAAUACAACCUAUGGGCAUAUAUAGGCCAGGAUCCUCUGGGAUGGGCUCUAUUGCACCCCGGGGCCGUGAGAACCGCGAUUCGCCCAGUGGAGCCAUGAGAAUGCCAAGUCCGACGCAAUUUCAAGCAAAGCCUGAUUUCAAUGCUAAACCCCAGCGAUUUUCGAGCCCCGCGGAAGACAUAUUAGCGCAGCGUUUUGCAAAGCUCAAGAUGGUCCAACCCAGUGGAGCCGAUUCCCCUUCGCGAUCGUACCCACCCACGAGCCCCGCAGGACAGAUCUCUCCUCAUACGUUGAAGGAUCCCCAGGGCGACAACAAUCUUAUACAUCAGUCCCCAACCAGGCGUCCAUUGGGACCUCGCAGCAUGGGGUCGUCGCCCGCAGUACCCAGUAUCCCUCCUAAACUUCCUCUGACAACAGCCCUCCCACGUGCUCCCGAUCCCGCAUACAGCCCAAUCUACACGGUACCUACACAGCAUCCACCAAACCCUCCACGAACAUCUACUGAAAGUACGCGGCCUAUUACACAACGAUAUUCGCAUUUCACAAAUUCUCCCCGCGGUAGUCCCAGUCGUGGUCCUCAUGAUAACCCUUAUCGGUCACUCACUCCAAAUGGGGUGAACUCCACACGAGAGUCUCGGAGUGGCUCGCCUGAUAUACCAGCCAACCCUACAAUUUCGGCCUCAGACCUUCUUGAUUUUCUGCGGCGCUUUAAUGUGCUUCUUGUGGAUGUUCGUUCUCGAGAUCAAUAUGACAAUGGACAUAUUUAUGCAAAGUCGAUCCUUUGCAUUGAACCUGUUGCAUUGAAGGAAAAUGUGUCAGCGGAAGAACUUGAGGAGCGCCUUGUUGUGUCUCCAGAUUAUGAGCAAUCCUUAUUUGAACGACGAAAUGAAUUCGACCUUGUCGUUUAUUAUGACCAAACUACUGCGUCGGUCAGUUAUCUCGCAGGCUCGCCUGUGGGUACAUCAGCGCCCCAUUUGAGAGCUCUCCAUGAUACUCUGUAUGAGUUCAACGAGUACAAGCCUCUAAAGGGCGGGCGUCCUCCGGCGCUAUUGCUUGGUGGUUUGGAUGCGUGGAUUGAUCUACUUGGGCAACAAUCCCUAGCUACAUCGUCGACUGCAGCGGUAAUGGGUUCGAUUCAAAGCAGAAAGCCCGUUUCAAAGCCUGGUCGCCCACUGGGUCGCGUACCUACAAUGGCAAGUGCUAAUUCGAGCUUGGAAGUGCGCAAGAGAAGACUCCGAGGGUUCACCCCCCUUAAUUCCGAGGAAUUAACAGCAUGGCUGGAAAAGGCCAAGAAUGAAGAGAUCGAUACUAGCACAUAUAUGGAAGAUGAGCCACUCACAGAUGAACCGCAAGAAGAUUUGGCACAAACCACAAGCCCAUUUGUCCAUAAUUAUGAGGAUUUCCUGCGCCGCUUCCCUGAACCAGGUAGCAUUCAACAAUCAAUGAAACACGCCCAGUCCCGACCAGUUGCAUUGCCUGUUCCGAACUAUGAGGCUCCCACGCCUCUCGCUGUAGCUCCAUCGCGCCCUGCUGCGGCUGUUCCUCGGCCUAGCUACAGCGGAGUGACCGAUGGGCGACAUUUUCAGGCUCAUAUGGAACGGCAAAAUUCAGCUUCCCGAACAGCGUUGUAUACUUCCAAUUCGCUGUUGAGUCGUCUGAAGCUUCCUCGCACUGGCCUUACCAAUUUCGGUGUUACCUGCUACAUGAACUCUACUAUCCAAUGUCUCAGUGCCACUGUGAUGAUGAGUCGGUUCUUUAUUGAUGACAGAUUCCGCUAUUAUAUACAAAAGAAUUGGAAAGGCUCUCAGGGUGUGAUGCCGGGGCUUUAUGCCAAUUUGGUCCGCUCCCUAUGGAAGAAUGAUGUGGAGGUGAUCAUGCCUACCUCCUUUCGCAACUUCUGCGGUCGAUUGAACCGGGAAUGGGCCAUUGACCGUCAACAAGAUGCGAAGGAAUUCUUUGAUUUCUUGGUAGACUGUCUCCAUGAGGAUCUCAACAUUAAUUGGCAGCGCAAUCCGCUGCGACCACUCACCUUUUCCGAAGAAAUGCAGCGGGAACGAAUGCCUGUACCCAAAGUAUCCAAAAUUGAGUGGGAUCGAUAUUGUCACCGGGAGGAGUCGUUCAUUUCAUCACUUUUUGCGGGCCAGCAUGCCAGUCGCCUUCGUUGCACCACUUGUCGCCAAACCUCGACUACUUAUGAAGCCUUCUACAGCAUUAGUGUAGAGAUUCCGCCCAGUGGGACCGGUGAUAUUUAUCAGUGUCUUCGUAGCUACUGCCAAGAAGAAAUGCUCAGUGGAGAUGAAGUUUGGAAGUGCCCGCACUGUAAGUGUAAGCGCAUGGCCACGAAGCAGAUCAUCAUCACUCGGGCACCUCAAAUUUUAGUGGUGCACUUCAAGCGCUUUUCGGCCUCCAAGACUCAAAGCGCACGAAAGAUCCACACGCCGAUCGAGUUCCCUCUCCACGGACUACGAAUGGAUGAUUUUAUCAUCUCCUACCCGAGUUCCACCCAACCACCCGAUACUUCGGCAGCGCCGACUACGGGAGCUACGGCGGCACCAUUUACAUACGACGCAUUUGGUGUACUCCGCCAUAUUGGUUCGUCCAUGGGUAGCGGUCACUACAUUUCGCUCGUUCGUGAUGCUGAAAGACAGUCCUGGCGACGAUUUGACGAUGAGCGAGCAACGGACUUCAAUCCGCGCGAUCUCCGAGGACGUGAUCGAUUACAGAAUGAGCAGGCAUAUAUUGUGUUUUAUGAGCGAGUUCCAGCGAAAUGA